CAAAAAUUAUUACAUAUAUUUUAAAGUAGAAACCUAAUUAAAAAAUUGUCAUCUUCUGACUUAUAUCAUGUAAACUUCCAUAUACAAAAGAAUACGAAAUUUGCAAAUAGCAUAUAUCUAUUUUUGGCUAGAAAAUCCCACCAAACAAUCAGCGCUGCUAAAAGUCGCGCAUCUCAGCUGGCAGACGACGCAAUUCGCCAAUUUACCAAACAAUAGACUAAACUAGUGCAAUGUUCUCCAUUUUUGGAAAGCGUAAGCCGGCAGAGACGCCCACAGAGGACCAGCCCAUUCAGGGUCCAGCAGAGGGAAUCCGUCCUGGCACAAGCAGCGAUGAUUUUGUGUUUAUAGAACGAAAACCAGGACCGGAUGCUCCUCCGGGUGCUUCCUCCGGCCCCAUGUACCCGCCAAUGCCGCCGGCGGGUUAUCUGCCCUAUCCGCCAAUGCCAGGACCCAGGGGCGGAUCCGGACAGGUGAAACAGCCCAGUGCCCAAGGACCCGUCAACUAUUUGCAGGACAUUCCCUUCGAGCUGGCCCCCGGGUUGGCCACCAAGGACCGCUACGCAAGCACCCAAAUGCAGGUGGACAGUAUCCUGGCCCUCCUUACGCGGCAAAUGUCCGUGGAUGAACUGGCCGAGGAGUACACCUUUUCCUUGGAAAGGUCCGUUCAGAACGAGUGUUACUAGCACAACUUACACAUUCACCGGUUAUUUUAAUAAAACGUUGAUUAUUUAAUUGUAAACGA
Messenger RNA from Drosophila ficusphila, 742 nucleotides. RefSeq lists its product as uncharacterized. The transcript has a single exon. The record is from RefSeq and is a predicted model, not a curated record. Lineage: Eukaryota; Metazoa; Arthropoda; Insecta; Diptera; Drosophilidae. Bases 231 to 683 code for a protein of 150 amino acids.